AUGGCGCAGAUGAGACGAAAAGAUGAGUCCGAUGAAGAAGAUGAAUCAUGGCGCAACACAUCAUAUAUGGCAGCUAUGUCUGGAGUCAUGGCGUGUGAGCCAACUGAGAAACAACCUCAAUGGGGUAGCUUUAUUGCUGGUCGCUUUUACAAACCACGAAACAGAGAGAUGACGUAUGACAAUCUGAUGAACAACUACUUCAACCCAAACUCGAUGUACACAGAAGAGGAUUUCAGACGUCGCUUCUGGAUGAGGUGUCAUGUCUUUGAGCGUUUACUUCAUGAUGUCCAACAUGUCAAUCUAUACUUUCGACAGAAGCUGGACAGAGCAGGCCGUCCUGGUUUCUCACCUCAUCAGAAAGUUACUAUUGCACUACGAAUGCUAGCCUAUGCCUCCCCAACUGAUGCGAUGGAUGAUACAUAUGUUGUUCAUCUUUACAAAGAAGAGUACCUCCGUGAACCAAAUCAAGAAGAUCUGGAUUGGCUCAUUCGCAAAGCUGAAGACUGUGGAUUUCCGGGCAUGAUAGGGUCUUAG
Pyrus x bretschneideri (Chinese white pear) is the source of this 534-nucleotide messenger RNA. RefSeq lists its product as uncharacterized. The record is from RefSeq and is a predicted model, not a curated record. The transcript has 2 exons. Lineage: Eukaryota; Viridiplantae; Streptophyta; Magnoliopsida; Rosales; Rosaceae. The coding region runs from base 1 to 534 and encodes 177 amino acids.